Messenger RNA from Elgaria multicarinata webbii, 4007 nucleotides. RefSeq names its product glutamate-cysteine ligase catalytic subunit (gene GCLC). Gene Ontology annotation, molecular function: glutamate-cysteine ligase activity. The transcript has 16 exons. Gene Ontology annotation, biological process: glutathione biosynthetic process. The record is from RefSeq and is a predicted model, not a curated record. Lineage: Eukaryota; Metazoa; Chordata; Lepidosauria; Squamata; Anguidae. Bases 330 to 2243 code for a protein of 637 amino acids. Gene Ontology annotation, cellular component: glutamate-cysteine ligase complex.
UGUACACACACACACACACAGAGCCCAGCCGGCCUCCUUCGGCGUUCUCCAGUUUCCCCCUCAGCCGUAAGGCGAGCGAGCGGCCGCUCUCUCUCCUACGGGAGCCGCGGAGGGACGAACGGGUUGACGGGGCGGGGAAAGAAGUAGUGUCCCUUCAUUUGUGUCCUGUGAGCGGCUGGAUUCUUCUUCCGUCUUUGCCGCCGCCGCCUGAGGGGUUCUUGCCGGUGCCCCGCACAGUGACGGCGGCCGCUGCUUUUCUCCCUGCCCUCAGCCGCUGCCUCUGGCCCGCCGCGCUCUCCCGGCUCCGCUCGUCCGUCCGCUCGAGGGCUAUGGGGCUUCUGUCGCAGGGCUCCCCGCUGAGCUGGGAGAAGACGCAGCGGCACGCCGACCACGUGCGCAAACACGGCAUCCUCCAGUUCUUGUACAUCUACCGAGCGGUCGGGGAGCGGCACAAGGACGUGCUCAAGUGGGGGGACGAGGUGGAAUACAUGUUGGUAGCUUUUGAUCAUAAAAACAAGAGAGCACAAUUGUCCUUAACUGGUGGAGAAGUUCUUCACACUUUGCAAGAAAAGGGUGAAAAGGUAAACCCAAACCAUCCAACUCUGUGGAGGCCUGAAUACGGAAGCUACAUGAUAGAAGGGACUCCUGGGCAGCCGUAUGGAGGAACAAUGUCUGAGUUUAACACUGUACAAGACAACAUGAGGAAGCGACGUCAGGAAGCUGCUUCUGUGCUGAAAAAAAAUGAAGCUAUUUGCACUGUCACAACAUUUCCAAGAUUAGGUUGUCCAGGAUUUACGAUACCAGAGUAUGACCCAACACCUGUUGAGACAGGCGCAUCCAAGUCUCUCUUUUUUCCAGAUGAAGCCAUCAACAAGCAUCCUAGAUUUAGUACUUUAACAAGAAACAUUCGGCACAGAAGAGGAGAAAAAGUAGUGAUAAAUGUUCCAAUAUUCAAGGACAAAAAUACUCCAUCACCAUUUAUAGAAACAUUCCCUAAUGAUGAUGGUGAAGCAGCAAGAGCCGCCAAGCCUGACCACGUAUAUAUGGACGCAAUGGGUUUUGGAAUGGGCAAUUGUUGUCUUCAGGUUACAUUCCAGGCUUGCAGCAUUUCUGAAGCACGAUACCUUUAUGAUCAACUAGCAACGAUCUGUCCCAUUGUGAUGGCAUUAAGUGCUGCAGCUCCAUUCUACAGAGGCCAUGUGACAGAUAUUGAUUGUCGUUGGGGAGUAAUAUCUGCAUCAGUAGACGACAGAACAAGAGAGGAGAGGGGAUUAGAGCCAUUGAAGAACAACCGUUACAGAAUCAAUAAAUCCAGAUACGAUUCCAUAGACAGUUAUCUCUCUGAAUGUGGUGAAAAGUACAAUGACAUUGAUUUGACAGUAGAUAAAGAAAUCUAUGAGCACCUAGUAAAAGAAGGCAUUGACCAUCUUUUGGCACAACACAUUGCUCACUUAUUUAUUCGUGAUCCGUUGACUCUGUUUGAAGAGAAAAUUCACCUGGAUGAUGCAAAUGAAUCCGAUCACUUUGAGAAUAUUCAGUCAACAAAUUGGCAGACAAUGAGAUUUAAGCCACCACCUCCAAAUUCAGAUAUUGGAUGGAGAGUUGAGUUCAGACCCAUGGAGGUGCAAUUAACAGACUUUGAAAAUUCUGCAUAUGUUGUGUUCGUUGUGUUGCUCACCCGAGUCAUCCUCUCAUACAAACUGGAUUUUCUAAUCCCUUUGUCCAAGGUGGAUGAGAACAUGAAAGUAGCUCAGAAACGGGAUGCUGUCCGGCAGGGCAUGUUUUAUUUCAGAAAAGACAUUUGUAAAGGUGGCAAUGCUGUAGUGGAUGGAUGUGGCCCAGCUCAAAAUGGUACAGAAACAGAUGCUGAAGAGUAUACCUUAAUGAGCAUAGAUACAAUAAUCAAUGGAAAGGAGGGAGUAUUUCCUGGAUUAAUUCCAAUUUUAAACUCUUAUCUUGAAAAUAUGGAAGUGGAUGUGGAUACAAGGUGCAGCAUUCUAAACUACCUGAAACUAAUAAAAAAGAGAGCAUCAGGAGAAUUAAUGACAGCUGCUCGUUGGAUGCGAGAGUUUGUUGCAAACCAUCCAGAAUACAAACAUGAUAGUGUGAUCACAGAAGAAAUGAACUACAGCUUGAUGUGGAAAUGCAACCAAAUUGCAGAAGAGCAAGUUGAGUGCCCAGAGCUGCUUGGAGUAGGCUUUAACAAAGUAAAAUACAGUGGAACUAAAACUAGCACUUUUUGAUGGAAGGCUUUAAUCUGGCAUGCAAAGUAUGAAACAUUCUCUGCUGUAGCGCUAGCUACAUUACUGGUGAAUUCUGCAGUUUCAUAGUGUGAAGACCAAAAUGGGUCUACUGCACUAUAAGGUGGGCCAAUCUGCCUAAAUAUCCUGUUAAAACUUCCUACAAUAGGCAUAUUCUUAUAUUUAAGGUUUAUACUGUGUACAUGUAAAUAGUAAAAUAUUUUUGAUUUAACAUCAAUGUAUUUUAAUAACAUACUGAAAGUCAUUGUGAACCAGCUUAUAACUUUUAUAUGCUUAUUCUGGAAAAAAAAUUCACUGUUAUCAAACAGCUUUGUAAAGGUACUGUGUUGGUACUUGUAUAUUAUCCGCAUUCCAGACAUUGAAUGUUUACUCUGCCUUUUGUUACCUGGAAUGCACUGAAUAAUCUACUGUAUUUUAAAGAACAAUUCAGAACCUGAUUCACAUAGAUAUUAUUCCCAUUCUGCUUUGAGAAAAUGGUGCAGUCCCAGUCCUGCUGAAAUUAGUGGCUGAAGUCUGUCAUCACUGGAUUCAGAUUUACAGUCAAGGAGCCCAGUUCAUAAAGUAGAUGUUGGUCCUCCUGCUGUCAGUUAAUAUAAUACAUCCCAAGUGCUUCCCCUUAACUAAGUUGGGGAAUAAAUCAGUUUAUUCCUAGAUACUUGUUUGCCUUUGCCAAAAGUCAGGGGUAUCAUGCAUGUAUGAUUAUCUUGAUUCGUAAUAGCCUGAGCCCCUGAGGCACAGCCAAAUAAGCUAACAUGUGAGGAGCAAAUUUAUUAAUUAGCACCACCAUGUUCUUUAGUCAAAGUUUAUAGAUGGUAUUUUGGUUUUAUUCUUGAGUAUUCUCCCCCCCUUUAAGAUAACAUGGUUGAAAUAUUAUUUCUGAUUUCCAAGACCCUGUUGCCAUGGUGGAAGAGCAGGCAGACAUCUCACUUUACUCCCCACUUCUACUGUAUUUGUAAUGUGUGAUGCAGGCACCCCUUCCAAUACACGCAGGAGCUUAAAUCACACAAUUCUCCCUUAAAAAGCAAAUCCAUAAACAUCUGGAGCUUCAAUUUAGCUAAAUGUUUGGAUUUGUGUGGCACAAAAAUAAGAGACCAAACAAAUGGUAGGAAAACCGCAAUGCACAGCCAGCAAGACAUGAUUUAAAAAUAAUUCUGUAAUGUUUCAUGCUUCCUUUUCAGUGACAGCUUUUCUGUGAUUUAGCUUCAUUUUCCUCUUAACUAUGAGCUGUAUCCUCUCUAAUUUAUUACAAUUAUCUCAAGAGGAAUCAUGAAAUGCACUAAUACACCUGUGAAUCGGGAAUCAGAAACAUAAAGGAAUUGUAUAGAGUUUAAAAUCAGUUGUUGGCGACUGUAUAUAUACCUGAGAUUUAUAGGGGAAAGGUGAGGCUUUAAAAUAUUAGCUACCUAUGGUAAGGGUACAGUAAGUAACUUUUCCUGUAUGAAAGAUUAUAAAAUCCUUAAUAGCAAGCAAAUACAAAUAUCCUAAGGUGUAAUGACUUACAAAGAACCAAUGCAAAAAUUGCAGUAAAACUGCAUCAAGAACUUUUUGCCUGUAGAGAGAUUAGAACUCGUGCAGUGUUCAUAGGUGUGCUUGUUUCAGGGUGCAAAUGGGGUGGCCCAGGCUCACUCAUCUGUGGAAUGAACAAUAUAUGCCAUAUAUUGUGGAUGUCUGAGUGUAAAGCUAUUUCAUUUACAUAUUUUCCACAGAAACUGAAAGAAAUAAACUUUUAAAAAAAUGCAAAGCAAA